AUGGCGCAGAUCAAAGGGAUCGAUGCCCAUGACCGCCCUCCUGAUAUCAUUCGCCAAUGCUACAAGAAAUACACCAGGCUCCCCCUGUCUGAAGUCGACAAUGACCCAGGAAUCAUUGAUCUUCAAAAAGUAGAUCCUGAAUCGGAAUCGCAAUCGCAAUUUCCUGCCGGCCUCACUCUCUCUCAAUACAUGUCUAGUCAGGAUCUUCGCCUCGCGUUCGAUGCUUUCAUACAAGGCGACCAUUCGGGGCAAUCAGUACAGUGUGAUACUCAUGCUCCCUUGGCAGAGAAUGUUCCCGUCUAUACCCAUGAUGCUAUUUCUGGUCUUCUGAUCAUCCCUGCCCUUUUUCCUCCUACCAUUCAAACCGAGCUUCUAUCCCGCUUGUUCCACCGAGAUCUCUCCAACCCCCUCCACAAGACCAACCUACACUUGCACUACGACGUCACCUACCCCGGAGGAUCGGAGGAUGUCGAUACUCGUACUACUACCACAAAAAGCUUCUUCUCAGAUGAUCCCACCCGCACGAUUCAGCCCAAAGACCUACAAGUGCACAAACCCUUGACAGUUCAAAAUGUUCUUGACAAGAAACUCCGCUGGGUUACUCUGGGUGGCCAGUAUGAUUGGACUGCGAAAGUUUAUCCCGAGGAAGCUCCGCCGCCUUUUCCACAAGACAUUGCUGAGCUCUUGCGGGCCGCAUUUCCACAAACCGAGGCCCAGGCCGCGAUCCUGAAUUUGUACUCAGCGGGAGAUACUCUGAGCGUCCAUCGGGAUGUAAGUGAGGACUGCGACGUAGGUUUGAUCAGCGUCAGCUUUGGUUGCGACGGUCUCUUCUUGGUGAGCCACGAUGACGGAAACGGUUGCGAAGUCUUUCGGCUACGGUCGGGGGAUGCCGUGUAUAUGAAUGGAGCUUCUCGGUUUGCCUGGCAUGGUGUCCCGAAGAUAUUGCCGUCCACUUGUCCAAGCUGGUUGGCAGACUGGCCUUCGCCCGAAGGGGAUGAUGGGCCCGGUGCUGCGUCCGACCCUUUUCCCAUGUGGAAAGGCUGGAUGUCUGGUAAAAGGGUCAAUCUGAACGUACGACAGAUGAUCAAUCCUCCAAAGCCAUGA
Molecule: messenger RNA, 1104 nt
Organism: Penicillium cosmopolitanum
Lineage: Eukaryota; Fungi; Ascomycota; Eurotiomycetes; Eurotiales; Aspergillaceae
Gene: alkB
Product: oxidoreductase, 2OG-Fe(II) oxygenase family
Exons: 2
Coding region: 1-1104 (367 amino acids)
Cellular component (GO): cytoplasm; nucleus
Source: RefSeq, a predicted model, not a curated record